Molecule: messenger RNA, 4320 nt
Organism: Nelumbo nucifera (sacred lotus)
Lineage: Eukaryota; Viridiplantae; Streptophyta; Magnoliopsida; Proteales; Nelumbonaceae
Product: phospholipase D gamma 1-like
Biological process (GO): phospholipid catabolic process
Cellular component (GO): plasma membrane
Molecular function (GO): D-type glycerophospholipase activity
Source: RefSeq, a predicted model, not a curated record
CAGAAAAAUAUUGAGAAUUGGAAACCUUUACAGAGCGAGCAAGCUAACCAGAUUCCGUAAGGAAACGUUCAUGGGUUCCUUAACCGAGGGAAGAAGAAAACGAUACAAACAACGACGACGAAAUUACAAAACCAAGCAAUAAAAUUGAAAAAGCCAAAAUUCCGCUCGCUCCAUCUUCUGUCUCUCGUCAACCCAACUUUUCCACCCUCCUCCUCGUCGUUCUCUCUCUCUCUCUCUCUCUCUCUCUCUCUCUCUCUCUCUCUCUCUCUCGCUCUCUCGCUAUAUGUCUCGUUUUGUCUGAAGGCUGCCUGGGAACGGUUCCAUCACAUCUUCUCUGAUAACCAACUCUGAACGGUAACUCUUUGAUCCUUUUUUAUUAAUUUUAGUUCCAAACCACCAAAUUCAAUUGACUUGAAUUCAAUUCAGCUGGCUAAUAAUUCUGUAAGCCAUCUCGGAGUGAAGAACAAUAAACUUUGAAAAGAAACGAACAAACUCAUUUUGAUUUCUUCUCGCUUAUCUUCUGCUCUCUGUUUCAUUAGUGGUUGAGAAUUGCAAAUUCAUUGAAAGGAACAGUUUUCUCUUUGUUAAUGGAGAACUAUAGUUCAUAUUUGUAUAGUGAUUCAUAUCGAUAUCCUCCUCCUCCCUCUACUACCAGUACUCCUCCUCCAAAUUCAGAUCCAUAUUCACCAUCUCCAGCACCACCACCUCCAAGUCAUGCUUCUUUGUAUGCUUCAUCUCCCUCACACUCCUUCACUUACCCUCAAUACCCCCACUCUCCUCCUCCUCCUCCAUACUCGAGUCAUUCUGGGCCUUUAGAAUAUCGUUAUCCCCCAACUUCUUACUAUUCCCAACCUCCCUAUCCAUACUCAUAUGCGAAUUCCCCUUUUGUUCCCCCAGUAACUCAGAAUUCUCAUCAACCUAGCCUACAGCACCACAGCAGUUUCCAAUACGGUUCAUCGCCUUACCUUUCCCAACAGUCCGAUCAGUAUCCACCGCCAGAAAGUUACCCACCAGUUCCUGCCCGUGUCAAUAGCUUCUCUAGUUACAGUCACCAAGAUAGUUCAGUGCCUACCAGUGUUGGGUCCUCUCCAACUCUUGGUUUAGGUGAAUCUUCUUCAUCCCGCCCUUCUCUUUAUCCUCCUGUGGAAGAUCUAUUCGAUAAGGUGCAAUUGUUUGAUCUCCGUCCCACUGCCCCGAGUUUGACAUCUUCGCCACCAGCAUCAUAUCCACCUCCGAGGUUUCAGAGCCAGAGCGCAAGGUAUAAUAACUGGGUGGAUAUGUAUAGUUGUACUAAUAAUUCUUUCUCAAGUGGUGGGGAACCUUUUCACUCAGGCCCGGUUACUUCAUCUCCACCGUUAGCUUAUUCCCCAUCAGUUUCAUUCGAUAGCUCACAGCAUAGUCAGAGUAUGCAGAUAGUGCCAAUUCAAUCAUCUAAAGGGUCUUUGAAAGUCUUGCUGUUACAUGGGAAUUUAGAUAUUUUGAUCGUUAAGGCAGAGAACCUUCCGAAUAUGGACAUGUUCCACAAAACUUUAGGAGAUGUGUUUGGGAAAUUGCCCAUAAAUGUCAGCAGCAAAAUUGAAGGGCACAUGCCUCAUAAGAUAACUAGCGAUCCAUAUGUCUCUAUUUCUAUGUCCAAUGCUGUAAUUGGGAGGACUUAUGUGAUUAGUAAUAGUGAAAACCCUGUUUGGAUGCAGAGGUUUUAUCUCCCUGUUGCACAUUAUGCUGCAGAGGUGCAUUUUGUUGUCAAAGACAGUGAUGUUGUUGGUUCCCAGCUAAUAGGGGUUGUUGCAAUCCCAGUGGAGAACAUAUACUCAGGAGCAAAAAUCGAAGGAAGCUUCCCAAUCCUCAACUCAAGUGGGAAGCCCUGUAAGCGUGGAGCUGCAUUGACCCUGUCAAUUCAGUAUACCCCAAUAGAGAAAAUGACCAUUUACCAUCACGGAGUUGGUUCAGGCCCUGACUAUUAUGGUGUCCCAGGUACAUAUUUUCCACUUAGAAAAGGUGGAAGAGUUACACUUUACCAAGAUGCUCAUGUGCCUGAUGGUUACCUUCCAAGUAUGAAGCUCAAUUAUGGGAUGCACUAUGAACAUGGUAAAUGUUGGAAAGACAUUUUUGACUCAAUAAGUCAGGCUCGCCGACUAGUUUACAUCACUGGGUGGUCAGUGUAUCACAAAGUCAGAUUGGUCAGGGAUGCUGCUUAUGCAUCAGAGUGCACUCUUGGGGAUCUUCUCAAGUCCAAGUCACAGGAAGGUGUGAGGGUUCUGCUGCUUGUAUGGGAUGAUCCAACUUCAAGGAACAUAUUGGGUUAUAAAACAGAUGGUAUAAUGGCAACACAUGAUGAGGAGACUCGUUGUUUUUUCAAGCACUCUUCAGUGCAGGUGCUACUUUGUCCUCGAACUGCUGGAAAACGACAUAGCUGGGCAAAAAAGCAGGAAGUUGAGACAAUUUAUACACACCAUCAAAAAACUGUGAUUGUGGAUGCUGAUGCUGGUCAUAACAAGCGGAAAAUUAUAGCUUUCGUUGGAGGACUUGAUUUAUGUGAUGGGCGAUAUGAUACCCCAAAACAUUCUUUAUUUAGGACAUUGCAAACAGUGCAUAAAGAUGACUAUCACAACCCUACAUUCACGGGAUCCAUCAUUGGUUGUCCAAGAGAACCGUGGCAUGACUUGCAUUGUAAAAUUGAUGGUCCAGCAGCUUAUGACGUUCUUACCAACUUUGAAGAGCGCUGGUUCAGGGCUUCAAAACCUCAUGGGAUUAAAAAAUUGAAAAUGGCAUAUGAUGAUUCAUUACUCAGAUUAGAAAGAAUUCCUGACAUGGUUGGAAUGCAUGAUGCUCCUUGCUUAAGUGAGAAUGAUCCAGAGACUUGGCAUGUCCAGGUUUUUCGUUCAAUUGAUUCAUCUUCUGUGAAAGGGUUUCCCAAAGAUCCAAAAGAAGCUAUAAACAAGAACCUUGUUUGUGGUAAAAAUGUCCUGAUUGAUAUGAGCAUACAUACAGCAUAUGUAAAGGCCAUCCGAGCUGCCCAACAUUUCAUUUAUAUCGAGAAUCAGUACUUCGUUGGUUCAUCAUAUAAUUGGGCUUCAAACAAAGACUUAGGUGCAAACAAUUUAAUACCAAUGGAAAUUGCUCUAAAAAUUGCUAGCAAAAUCAGAGCAAAUGAGAGAUUUUCUGCCUAUAUAGUUAUCCCAAUGUGGCCAGAGGGUGUUCCAACUGGUGCUGCUACUCAAAGGAUUCUCUUUUGGCAGAACAAAACAAUGCAAAUGAUGUACGAGACUAUUUAUAAAGCUUUGGAAGAGGUUGGGCUGGAAAAGACAUAUGUUCCACAGGAUUAUUUGAAUUUCUUCUGCCUGGGAAAUCGUGAGGAAGUAGAUGGAAAUGAAGCUUCCUGUGUGGGAGUUCCUAAUGCUUCAAAUACUCCCCAAGUAUUCAGUUGGAAAAAACGGCGUUUCAUGAUAUAUGUUCAUUCAAAAGGAAUGAUAGUGGAUGAUGAGUAUGUAAUAUUAGGAUCUGCAAACAUCAACCAGCGCUCCAUGGAGGGCACUAGAGAUACUGAGAUUGCAAUGGGUGCAUACCAACCUUCACAUACAUGGGCAAGAAAGUUGUGUUCUCCACGUGGGCAGAUAUAUGGGUAUAGGAUGUCACUGUGGGCAGAGCACUUGGGAGCUGCUGAGGAAUGCUUUACACAACCAGAGAGUCUGGAAUGUGUUAGGAGGGUCAGAUCACUGGGGGAGCAGAAUUGGAGACAAUUUGUAGCUGAAGACAUAAGCGAGAUGAAGGGCCACCUCCUAAAAUACCCAGUUGAAGUUGAUCCAAAGGGCAAGGUGAAGCCUCUUCCUGGGUGUGAAACUUUUCCUGAUGUGGGAGGGAGUAUAGUUGGAACAUUUCUUGCCAUCCAGGAAAAUCUCACCAUCUGAUCCAUUUCAGUCCCCUGCCUCCUGGAGGUCACACUUGACCGUCCCCAGCUGUUAUUCAGGGAUUCAGAUUAAACACAGGUUGCACAGUUACAGAAGAGAGCAAUCAAGACAAGCUUCAGUGGCAUCUACAGAGACAUAAUUAGCGAUUGUAAUAUUAGAUGUCAUUGUUGUUAUACAUCCUUGGAAACAAGCUUCUCUGUAUGUGCAGGGUUAAGGUUGCAUACAUCUGCCCCUCCUCAGACCCCAAAUUGGCAGGAGCCUCGGGCACUGGGCUGCCCUUUUAUUGUUCUUGUAAAUCCAUUAUCGUGUACAGGGUUGUCUACAAAAAAAUGAUUUGGGUAGUAGCACAAAUUGUAAAUUCUUGAAAAGGAUUCAAAUUUUGCAAUAACGAGAAGCAACAAAAAUUGGAAAA